CUUGAACCCAGGCCUCCUGGUCCAGACAUGGUGACACUACCACUGUACCACCACUUGCUAUUUUAGACAUAUUUUCCUCACCAGUCUGUUCAGGGAUGGUACUACACGCCUCUGAACAAAGUGCAAUUGGAACCUACAGUUCCUGGUUCAAAGGUAGGGACACCUCCACAAGUCUUCUAAUUUGUAUUUUACAUGAUGAGGAGCAGUGGCACUAUAAGUUGGUGGCCGGAGGAGUUUUCGGGUUACACAGUAGGUUGGUUCCGGGCCGGACGUGUUUGCAGGGUGCACGCGGUGACGGUUGAUUUUGGAUCUGCUCAGUGAUGGCGGCGCUCUGCGGGCGGAUGGUGAUGGCGAUGGCGGCCGUGCUGCUCGCCGCCAGCUUCGUGUCGGUGGACGCGGUGAAAUCCCGCCGCCAGGCCGGAAACGAGAAGCAGAAUAACUUUUUCAGGCGGGCGGCGAGUGGCGUUUCCCGGAAUCUGGCGGCGGUGUUCGGAGAGGAGAAUGUGCAGGCGGUGCAGAAGUUCUUUUCCAGGAUUACUGAACAGUUUGUGUUUGGGAUGGAUGUGCUGUUGCAAACCAUCUGGAAAAUAUGGAUGGAUCUUCUGGAUAUUUUUGGAAUUGAUGGAUCAAAUGUGAGCCAGUAUUUGAAUCCAACAACAGCUGUAACUCACCCAACUCAAGUUCUCCUGUUAGUUGUUGCUGUGCUUGUAGCUUAUUGGUUUUUGUCAAUGUUUAUAGGGCUUAUAUUUUAUACAUUACGCAUAACAUGUGGUGGCUGCUUCUGGAUUGCACGAAUUGUCUUUUUUGCCCUUGCUUGCCUCUACAUUCUGCAGAAAUCUGAAGGUGAUCCUGAAGGUGCCGUGCUCCCACUUUGUUUUGUAGUUUUGACCUACAUUAUGACUGGUCCAGUCGGCUUUUAUUGGAGGAGAAAUACUAGUCAUGUUGAGGAAAAACUAGAACAUCUUGAUGGUCAAAUCAGGCUUAUGAACAUUCGUCUCAAUAGAGUAUUGGAAAAACUUGAUCAAAACGCUGGUUAGUGUGAGAAGGAAUGCUGUUGCAUAUCACCAGCACUGUUUAAUGGAUAGUGAAUCACUGUCUCACGUGUGAAUAACCCAUGUUUAAGGAUUUAUAUUCGUUAGUUUUUUUUUUUGCAAUCAUUUAACCAUGUUUUUAUUUUUAUACUUAACUGGUUUAUAUUCAUCAGUCACAUGGGAAUAUUUUUAAAAUUCUUAAUUUCCUUUUCUUUGUCUUAAGUGAAUAAUCAAUUUAUCUUUAGUGCAAACAAAAUUAAAUUUGCUACCAAAAAUACCAAACAAAGGACCCUUUUUUUCCCUCAAAUUCUGUCUUGCUAGAGGAACAAGGUGGAAGAAUACAUUUGUGCACUAUUGUGAUUUAUUGUGUUAGUGCAUUGAGUGUGAAGGAUAGUUGUAAUUUUUUUUACUGUUUAGUAUAGUUUGUGAAACAACUGAGUAAGUUUUUGAAGUCAAAAAUCUGUAUAAUCUUUUCAUCCAUUUCCCCUCUGUCCCUUUCAGUGCUGCUACAUUAUUUGACUCUAACUUACAUAAGUAAGAAUCUGUUUGAGUAGAUGUUCUCUAUGUAAUGUGCUGUAGUGAAUGAAAAAUAACCAUAUCUAUUGUGCAUCUCACCUAGUGUUUCCCCUUUUGGUUCUGUGAAUGCAUCCCAUGUGAACAGAAUUACUGUAUGGAAAGUGUAUAUUUUUCAAACUGCAGAUUUUGCCAAUGGAUUUCUAUAUUCUGGAUAUUUAAGGUGGCAUGUUUGUAAAUGUGGUGAAAAAGUCUACCGGGUUAUCUGUAUAUAUUUCAAUUAUGGCAUGUGAUAUUGAGGCAAAUGAAUAAGAAAUUCUCCCAACUAAAUGUGAAAAUAUACUAAGGUUUAUUUAUUAAUCAUAAAGACUUUCAGCCCCACCUUUGGUUUCCACAACAGCUCAGCUGAAAUAGUAGGGAACCCCCAAUCUGUAAAGUUGGUCUCACAAAGUUGUAUUUACUCCUCUUUUUGAGAAGUGGUCUUUUAAAUUCCACAAGGUAGAUUUUUAGUAUGACAAUAUUAGACCUGAAUGGCAUUAAGUGAGACAGUAAUGUCAUUCCCAUUGAAUGACUAGGUGUGUGUUUUGGAGCUGGUGGAUUUAAUUCAAUCAAUUUUGUGAUGAAAGCUCCUGAAUGUCUUUGCCCUGAUUGUGUAAAGAAAACCUUGGAAAGAAGGAUUUUUAACUGAUGAAAUUGCUGCAAUUUACAAUGAAGCUGUUUGGAACUAACACUAUCAGUAAAGUACCAAGAAAUUCAAAGUUUGUGAGAAGAUUUGUAGCUCGGGUGCUUGUUGUUGUGGUUCUGUUCGCCGAGCUGGGAAUUUGU
Molecule: messenger RNA, 2369 nt
Organism: Chiloscyllium plagiosum (whitespotted bambooshark)
Lineage: Eukaryota; Metazoa; Chordata; Chondrichthyes; Orectolobiformes; Hemiscylliidae
Gene: bri3bp
Product: bri3 binding protein
Cellular component (GO): mitochondrion
Source: RefSeq, a predicted model, not a curated record